AUGGACAAUUCAUCAUGCAAUAUGCCAGACACUUGCAAUUGCAGCAUAGCAUCUGGUGAAGAGAUAGAUCAAUCCGGAGAAGUUAUUCCUUGUAGAAUCUAUGAGCAUUUCUACCAAACAAUAGCACUCAGCAAGCAUGCCAUGAUCGGAGGCAGACUUGUGGCGGUGGCGCGUGAAGAGAACGGGGAUGGAGGAUCGUCUGCAGAGGUCUAUGGUAGUGAGAAGGCGAGGGAGGAUGGGUUGGACCAUGGAGGAGAAGUAGUUUUGGACAUCGAUGACUAA
Messenger RNA from Dovyalis caffra, 282 nucleotides. The record is from the annotation of a GenBank genome assembly. Lineage: Eukaryota; Viridiplantae; Streptophyta; Magnoliopsida; Malpighiales; Salicaceae.